Molecule: messenger RNA, 369 nt
Organism: Rotaria sordida
Lineage: Eukaryota; Metazoa; Rotifera; Eurotatoria; Philodinida; Philodinidae
Source: the annotation of a GenBank genome assembly
AUGAACUUUAUCAGUGAACAACGACGCAUAUCUGAUCAAAAACGAGAAUUAGAAAAAAAUCAUGAAUAUAUUCAAUUAUCUUAUGUACAUGAAAUCGGUUCGCGACAUGUUUUUAAUCAAGAACUGAAAAAAAUCUUAUCAGUCAAUCUCGAUGCUUCAAAUGCUACAGUAAAACAAAUUAAUUUACAAAAAACGAAACAACGUUUAUCUAAAAAUGUAAAGGCAUCAUCACCUAUCACGAUAUCAAAAAGCAAACCUGUUCAUGUACAAGUGACAACGAAACAGCAAUAUUCAUUAAAUGCAUUAUUGAGUCAACAAAAACCAUCUCAUCCUUUAUUAAAUCAAAAAGGAACAUUCUUCUCAACAUAG